CUUAACUUCAUAGGCAACGAAUUCGGCCAUCCCGAGUGGCUGGACUUCCCGCGCGUCGGCAACAACGAGUCCUACCAUCACGCGCGCAGACAAUGGAAUCUCAUCGACGACUCUCUCCUUCGCUACGCUUUCCUCAACGAAUUCGACGCCGAAAUGAACGCAACGGAAGAGCGCUUCCGAUGGCUCUCGGCUUCCGGCGCGUGGGUGUCCACCAAACACCAGGACGACAAAGUGAUUGUCUUCGAGAGGUCUUCGGCGCUCUUCGUCUUCAACUUCCAUCCAAACAAAUCGUUUCCCGACUACAGAAUAGGUGUCGAAAAGGCGGGAAAAUACCGAAUAGUCUUGGAUUCCGACGAACAGCGCUUUGGCGGCCACUCGCGCGUCGACCACAACACCGACUUCUUCACUCAGCCCGAGGGCUGGAACGGCCGCCGGAACUCCCUUUUGGUGUACAUUCCGUCGCGCGUGGCGCUCGUCUUCGCGCCAACCGAUUGAUUCUCAACUCAAGUGCCAACCAAUCAUAGCCUCGCUUUGUCUUUGAAUAAAUCGAUUUUAGUUUGUUUU
This is a messenger RNA of Oppiella nova, 564 nucleotides long. NCBI's taxonomy places the organism in Eukaryota, Metazoa, Arthropoda, Arachnida, Sarcoptiformes, Oppiidae. The record is from the annotation of a GenBank genome assembly.